This is a messenger RNA of Colletotrichum higginsianum IMI 349063, 1950 nucleotides long. Its product is annotated as Cyclohexanone monooxygenase. The transcript has a single exon. The record is from RefSeq and is a predicted model, not a curated record. Lineage: Eukaryota; Fungi; Ascomycota; Sordariomycetes; Glomerellales; Glomerellaceae. The coding region runs from base 1 to 1950 and encodes 649 amino acids.
AUGUCUGGUCCCCCAACAACCGCAUCGGAGACGCCCGCGGGCGCCGCCGCCAUGGACUUCAUGACGCUGAACAAGAAGUACGCCGAGGAGAAGGAGAAGCGCCAGAGGCCGGACGGCAACAAGCAAUACGUCGACAUGGAGGCGGACGCGCGGUUCAGCAAGCUCGCCCGGGACCCCUGGGCCGACCACGAGAAGCUCAACGCGCACCCGGCCAACCUCCGGGACGGCGACGAGGUCAAGGUCGUCGUCCUGGGCGCCGGCUACGGCGGCCUGCUCUACGCCAUCCGCCUCGUCCAGGCCGGCUUCCGCGCCGAGGACAUCCGCCUCGUCGACGCCGCCGGCGGCUUCGGCGGCACCUGGUACUGGAACCGCUACCCCGGUCUCAUGUGCGACGUCGAGAGCUACAUCUACAUGCCGCUGCUCGAGGAGACGGGCUACGUGCCGAGGCACAGGUACUCGUACGGCCACGAGCUGCUCGCGCACGCGAACCGCCUGGCCGAGACGUGGGGCCUGGCCGACAAGGGCGUCUUCCGCUCGCGGAUCAAGAGCUACGAGUGGGACGAGGACGCGCGGCGGUGGUCGGUGGCCAUCGAGCAGGGCCGCGGCCCCAACGAGGCGCCCGUGACGAUGACGGUGCGGUCGCAGUUCGUCGUCGUCGCGAACGGCGUCCUGAACCACCCCAAGGUGGCCAAGAACCUCGAGGCCUUCGAGGGCGCCAUGUUCCACACCGCGCGGUGGGACUACGGCGUCACCGGCGGCAGCCCCGACGACCUCGAGAACGUACAGCUCACGGGCCUGCAGGGGAAGCGGGUCGGCAUCAUCGGCACGGGCGCCACGGCCAUCCAGCUCGUGCCCCAGCUCGCCAAGUGGGCGAAGGAGCUCUACGUCUUCCAGCGGACGCCCUCGUCGGUGGACGAGCGGGGCCAGCGGCCGACAGACCCGGAGGAGUGGAAGAAGAGUAUCGCCAGCGGCGGCCCCGGCUGGCAGAGCCGCCGCACCCAGAACUUCAACGUCUUCAUCACCGGCGGCGAGGCGGACGAGGACCUGGUCGCGGACGGCUGGACGACGAUCAAGACGUACAAGGCCCUCAUCGGCAGCCCCCAAGACAAGCCCCUCGGCAUGGCGGACAUCCCGGGCCACAUCGGCAACCUGCUCGCCCUGGACGUGCCCCGGUCCGAACGGAUCCGGCGGCGCGUAGACGAGAUCGUCAAGGACAAGGCGACGGCCGAGUCGCUCAAGCCGUGGUACCCGAGCUGGUGCAAGCGGCCGACGUUCCACGACGACUACCUGCCGGCGUUCAACCUGCCCAACGUCCACCUGGUCGACACCAACGGCAAGGGCGUGGACAGGGCGACCGGGACGUCCCUCGUCGUCGGCGACGCAGACUACCCGCUCGACGUCGUCGUGCUGAGCACGGGGUACAGGCCGGUCGGCGAGAACCUGGUCGAGCCUUCGAGCCGGUCCAACAUGACCAUCCGGGGCCGUGGGGGGCUCCUCAUGUCCGACAAGUGGUUCGGCGAGGGGCCGUCGACGUUGCACGGCGUGCUCACCAGCGGCUUCCCGAACCUCUUCCUCGCCGGCCCGCUGCAGACCGGCGCAUCGGUCAACUUCGCCUACGUGCAGGACGUGCUCUCGCAGCACUGCGCGUACAUCCUGGCCGAGGCGAUGAAGCGGGCCGGCAAGAGCACCGACAAGGUCGUCGUCGAGUCCACCGUCGAGGCCGAGGAGGCCUACGCGGGGCUCAUCAUGCAGUACGCGGCCUGGUUCUCCGCCAUGAGCGUCUGCACGCCGGGGUACCUGAACAACGAAGGGCACCAGGCGCCGCCGGAAGAGCAGAUGAAGAUGGCCAAGGGCGCGCCGUUCCCUCUCGGGAUGAAUGCCUGGGCGGAGUUCCUGAAGGAGUGGCGUGCCGAGGGUUCGAUGAAGGGUGUGAAUGUUACUACCGCAUGA